Messenger RNA from Lagenorhynchus albirostris (white-beaked dolphin), 1802 nucleotides. It is a transcript of the gene MEFV, whose product is annotated as MEFV innate immunity regulator, pyrin. The record is from RefSeq and is a predicted model, not a curated record. Gene Ontology annotation, molecular function: zinc ion binding; protein binding. Lineage: Eukaryota; Metazoa; Chordata; Mammalia; Artiodactyla; Delphinidae.
AUGGCCAAGACCCGUAGUGACCAUCUGCUGUACUCCCUGGAAGAGCUGGUGCCCUAUGACUUUGAGAAGUUCAAGUUCAAGCUGCAGAACACCAGCCUGGAGAAGGAGCACUCCCGGAUUCCCCGGGGCCAACUCCAGACAGCCAAGCCAGUGAAGCUGGCCACUCUGCUGGUCACCCACUAUGGGGAGGAGGACGCCGUGCGGCUGACCCUGCAGGUCCUGAGGGCCAUCAACCAGCACCUUCUGGCAGAGGAGCUCAACAGUGCAAUCGGCCCAGGGAGACUGCAGGACAAGGCUAUGUGUCCCCUUUGCUGUGCCCAGGAAGGAGACCCGGUUGGUGGCAGCUGCGUGCAUGUUUCCUGCAGCUGCCCCGUUGCUUCUAGGGAUCCUGAGGUCUCACGUGGCUACUCAUCCAGCUGCCCUCAGUGCCAGGACUUGCUCCCGGGGAAGAGCCAUGGAAGCCUCGACCCCAAGUCCCUGCCACAGUGUGAGCGUCACAUGAAGCAGGUCCAGCUGCUCUUCUGCGAGGACCACGGGGAACCCAUCUGCCUCAUCUGCGGGCUGAGUCAGGAGCACCGAGGCCACCGGGUUCGCCCCAUCGAGGAGGCCGCCCUGGAAUACAAGAAACAAAUUCAGAAGCAGCUGGAGCAUCUGAAGGAGUUGAGAAAAUCUGGAGAGAAGCAGAGAUCUCAGGGGGAUAAGAAGACAGCAAACUUCCUGAAACAAGCUGAAACCCAGAAGCAGAGAAUCCAGUACCAGUUGGAGCAGUUAUGCCAGUUUUUAGAGCAGCAAGAGCAGCUCUUUGUGGCCUGUCUGGAGGAGCUGGGCCAGACCAUUGGCCAAGUCAGGGAGACAUAUGGCACCUGGGUGACAGGGGACAUCGCCCUUCUCGACAAGCUGAUUGGGGAGCUGGAGGCCAAGCAGUGCCAGCCAGAAUGGGAGCUUAUGAAGGACGUCAGAGUCACCCUGCACAGGGCCAAGAAGGUGACUGUCCCUGAGCUGUGGGCCACCCCUCCAGAGGUGAAAGAAAAGAUCCACCUGCUCUACCAGAAAUCAGAGUUUGUGGAGAAGCGCAUGAGGCACUUCUUGGAAACCCUGCGUUCAGAAAUGGAAAUGUUCAACGUUCCAGAAGUGACUGGUGGUCAGGCACCCUGAGUUAAUGUGAUUCUGGAAGCAGAAGCUGCCCACCCCAACCUCAUCUUUAUCUUCUCUGAUGACUUGAAGAGUGUGAGACUUGGAAAAAAGUGGGACCGUCUACCUGCUAGUCCAGAAAGAUUCUAUAGCUGAAUCAUUGCCCUGGGCUCUCUGAGUUUGCUCUCUAGCUGCCAUUACUGAGAAGUGAAGGUGGGAGACAAGACAGGGUGGGUCCUGGGUGUCUGCAAGGCAGCCACGAGCAGCAAGGAGAAUAUGGCUCUCUCACCAGAGAAUAGUUAUUGGGUAGAAAUGAUGAUGAAGUAAAAUGAGUGCCAGGCGUCCAACUUUCCCUCCACCCGGAUGAGGGAGCCCCCCAGGCAUGUGGGCAUCUUCCUGAACUACAAGACUGGGGACAUUUCCUUUUACACUGUGACAGCCAAAUCCCACAUCUCAACAUCCAUUGGCUUCUUUUCCUCUGGGCCCCUUCAACCUAUCUUCAGCCCCAGGACACAUGAUGGAGAGAACAUGGAUCCUCUGAAUAUCCAUCCAGUGGGUGGCCAGGGGCCUCACUGAAUAUCCAACACUUUGCAUCUUUCUUCAGGCUCCUGCCCUGUAUCUUGAAUCCAUACAUUCAACAGUCAUUAUUGAACACCUACUGGGUUCCAGCU